Brassicogethes aeneus is the source of this 282-nucleotide messenger RNA. Lineage: Eukaryota; Metazoa; Arthropoda; Insecta; Coleoptera; Nitidulidae. The record is from the annotation of a GenBank genome assembly.
AUGAAAUGCGGAAAGAAGUUCGCAGAGCAGGAAAUCCUUGAUGCUCAUACGGAGAAACAUAAAGGCGAUAAACCACAUAAAUGCAGAAUUUGUCCAAAGCAGUAUCAUUUUAGGGCUGACUUGAAAAGACAUAUGUUUGUGCAUAAUAAGAAGACCAAUCCUUAUACUUGCACCACUUGUGGUAAGGGAUUUUCGAGGAAGGAUCAUUUUAAGAAUCACUACUUGAGUCAUGAGAGGAAAGCUGCCCUGUACGAUAAGAAGAGAAACCUUCGUGAAUCAUAA